Molecule: messenger RNA, 1172 nt
Organism: Aricia agestis (brown argus)
Lineage: Eukaryota; Metazoa; Arthropoda; Insecta; Lepidoptera; Lycaenidae
Product: cytochrome c oxidase assembly protein COX18, mitochondrial
Exons: 2
Coding region: 21-1076 (351 amino acids)
Biological process (GO): mitochondrial respiratory chain complex IV assembly; protein insertion into mitochondrial inner membrane from matrix
Cellular component (GO): mitochondrial inner membrane
Molecular function (GO): membrane insertase activity
Source: RefSeq, a predicted model, not a curated record
AUUGAUUGUUAUAAAAUAACAUGAAUUUCCACAAAAUCGUAUUAAAUCUGAACAAAGCACAACAUUCAGUAUAUAGAAAAUAUAGUAUUCUUGGGACAAAUUGUAUGCGAAAAAGUAGCAUUUUAAACUUGCAGAAUGAUAGUAAUAUGUAUAAUAAACCUAUUUAUCCUAAGAGAAGUUUAUCGAUUGAAAGUAUAGUCAAAUGGCAAGAACAAACAUACACCAGUAUUGCUAGCAGUAGUAUGGUAAACUACAUACAGGAUGGACUAUUAUAUUUCCAUGAUAUUAGUGGUCUGAACUGGUCAGCAACAAUCGUUUUCUCCACUAUACUUGUGAGAGCGGGCGUGACUCUACCGCUUGCAAUAUAUCAGAAUAAAAUACUUGCCAAAGUUGAAAAUAUUACACUAGAGCUCAAGGAUAUGGCUAAAGAGAUGAAAAUGGAAACCGCCAUGGCCAAGAAAUCAUUUAACUUGACAGACAAACAAGCUUUCCUCUUGUUCCGAAGAUCAAUGAAAAAACAGUGGAGACUUCUUAUAGAAAGAGAUAAUUGUCAUCCUUUGAAGGCAACUCUAGUUAUAUGGUUUCAAAUACCAAUUUGGGUGUGCAUGUCUUUUGCACUGAGGAACCUAGUGACCAUGUACCCACCAGACCCUGUGGCUACCAUUACAGCUAUGGAAUUGUCAGUGGGAGGUUUUGGUUGGAUCCCAAACUUGACAGUGCCAGAUGCUUCAUACAUACUACCAGUCGCAUUUGGGUUGACAAACCUGGGCAUUAUUGAAAUACAAAGAAUGUCUAAGCUAAGAGAACCUUCCAGAAUGUAUAAUAUAUUCACAAAUGUAUUUAGAGUGUUCACUGUGGUUAUGAUACCCAUAGCAGCAUCUGUUCCAUCGUGUAUGUGUUUAUACUGGACCACUUCCAGUGUAUUUGGACUAGCUCAGAACUUAUGUCUAUUAUCACCAUCUCUGAGAAGAAAAUUAAAGAUUCCAGAAGCACCGAGUGAACUUGAACAGCCAUACAGUCACAUAAAAGAUGAGAUUUAUGACACACUACAUAAAGUCAUACCAAAGAAGACGUAGAUUUUAAACGAACAGGUCGAGAUGAACAAUAUUUUUCAAACCCAAAUAGUUUUUUACCACAUCGUUGGGACAGAGCAGACGCUAGAAAGAAAGAUC